AUGCAUGGUUGGUAUCGUACAUACGAAGGCGACGGAGUAACAGAUCCAUACUACAGCUUGACGUCUGAAUCUGCAGUGUUACAUAUAACACGUGCUGUAUAUGCACGAAGUACGCGCAGGGAUAGGGGUACAGUAGGAGAGGCAGUCCAGCCGCCGGCUCUCCAGGCGCCUUCGCUCAACUUUCGUUUUCACCCCAUACAUAGCAAUGGUUCCUGUUUCUCCAUCCACUUCAUUGGUAUAAAGCUCCAUUAUAACGCCCAAGCCUUCCGCAGGCUUAAAGCACGGCAAUUUGGCCCGACCCAUGGCAGCGAGUACACUGUUAGCUAUAAUGUAGACCUCAUACAGCGUAGCGAUAAGCAGAAACGCGGGGGUAUCGAGCUCGGCCGGCGGGAUACGACGGAGCUCCUGCUUGCUAAUCCAACAUCCAGUUCUGCGAACAUCCAGGACUUGCACAUCGUAUGCGCUCAUGUUCUUCCACCUUUGCCAGUAUUUUCAUUUCUACGAGGAGCCGACCUUGAUAUCAUGACCAGCGAAAUUUCUUGUUCGAUCUGUGGAUCUAAAGGCGAAUGCCCUCAAAAGGAGCAAAUACGUGUUAAAGAACCUUCCGAGCGGGAACCAAUCCAGAACUUUGGCGAUUUACCUGCAAAUGUCCUAAGGAAGAUCUUCCUCCUCCUCCUGGAUGAAAACGGGUUUAACUUCAGCGACAUCAUACAAGGACCGUGGGUAUUUACAUACGUAUGCAGCUCCUGGAGAGCCGUUGCUCUUACCUAUCCUUGCUUAUGGUCCAAUAUCAUUGUCGACCAUUCCUCAUUCCGCGCACAUAAGAGUCACAUCGUCUGGGCUCCGAUGUACUUGAAGCAACCCUUUCCUCAUUCCAUCAUUCAUGACCCUCUCUCCCUGCUCUCUACCGUCCUCUCACGGGCUGGCGCCCAUGACCUCUCCUUACACGUGGACUUCUCGAAAGGAUAUAUCAACCCAUACGAACGAUUUAUCAUGCGGUUGCUUCUCUUGCGAUUAUCCCAAAAAUCAAACCAGUGGAGUAUUGUCUUCCUCCAUUUACCACGCAACAUGGUAGACGGCCUUUUUGGUAUUUACCGCCAGCUUCCGAAGCUCAUAAGCCUGCAUCUCGCGAUAAGCACAUGCGAAGAGGCGUGGAAAGAUGACAUGAUCACGGCGUUUGAGACAGCGCCGAUGUUGGUGUUCGUUACAUUGCAAGGACUGUCGUUCACCACCUGGAUCUUGCUUCCAUGGCGGCAGCUUGUGUAUUUCUACGACGACCGAAAUUCACAAUAUAUUUAG
Guyanagaster necrorhizus is the source of this 1299-nucleotide messenger RNA. RefSeq lists its product as uncharacterized. The coding region runs from base 1 to 1299 and encodes 432 amino acids. The transcript has 8 exons. The record is from RefSeq and is a predicted model, not a curated record. NCBI's taxonomy places the organism in Eukaryota, Fungi, Basidiomycota, Agaricomycetes, Agaricales, Physalacriaceae.